AUGUCCCUGCACGGGAAAAGGAAGGAGAUAUACAAGUAUGAGGCGCCAUGGACCGUGUACGCCAUGAACUGGAGUGUGAGGCCGGACAAGAGGUUCCGCCUAGCUCUGGGCAGCUUUGUGGAGGAAUACAAUAAUAAGGUUCAGCUGGUUGGCCUGGAUGAGGAAAGCUCUGAGUUUAUCUGCAGGAACACUUUUGAUCACCCAUAUCCCACCACAAAGCUCAUGUGGAUUCCUGACACCAAAGGGGUGUACCCAGACUUGCUGGCAACAAGCGGGGACUAUCUUCGUGUCUGGAGGGUUGGAGAGACAGAGACCCGUCUGGAGUGUCUUCUGAAUAAUAACAAAAACUCUGACUUCUGUGCUCCCCUCACCUCCUUUGAUUGGAAUGAAGUAGAUCCUAACUUACUGGGAACUUCCAGCAUUGACACAACUUGCACCAUCUGGGGUCUGGAGACAGGUCACGUGAAAACACAGUUAAUUGCUCAUGACAAAGAGGUGUACGAUAUUGCGUUUAGCCGAGCCGGAGGGGGCCGAGAUAUGUUUGCUUCUGUAGGAGCCGAUGGCUCUGUAAGAAUGUUUGAUUUGCGUCACCUGGAGCACAGCACCAUUAUUUAUGAAGACCCCCAACACCACCCUCUGCUCAGACUGUGCUGGAACAAGCAAGACCCCAACUACCUUGCAACCAUGGCCAUGGAUGGGAUGGAGGUAGUGAUUCUGGAUGUACGAGUGCCCUGUACACCUGUGGCCAGGCUGAAUAACCAUCGUGCUUGUGUGAACGGCAUUGCCUGGGCACCACACUCCUCAUGUCACAUCUGUACAGCAGCCGACGAUCACCAAGCUCUGAUCUGGGAUAUUCAGCAAAUGCCACGGGCUAUUGAGGAUCCCAUCCUAGCAUACACAGCAGAGGGUGAAAUCAACAACGUCCAGUGGGCAAGUACCCAGCCUGAUUGGAUCGCCAUCUGUUACAACAACUGCUUAGAGAUCCUCCGAGUCUGA
This is a messenger RNA of Staurois parvus, 996 nucleotides long. The record is from the annotation of a GenBank genome assembly. NCBI's taxonomy places the organism in Eukaryota, Metazoa, Chordata, Amphibia, Anura, Ranidae.